UGAGACACUGAGAGCACUUUUUCCUCGAUGUCGAUUUUAGUUUCUCUCAAGCGCUACAUGAGUACAUACUGUGGAGGCGCAUAUUCUGCCAGGCCUUAGUGAAGCACAGUGCAGUUGUACAGCUAGCUGUUCGACCUGGACAUCUCUGGACAGCCGGUCGGCGGGCAGGGGUAUAAAGUCGGGCUGCAGCUCAAUCCGCACGUCAGAAAACACUUCAUUCACAGCUAGCUGGCUUUCGUGUUCCAGUUGAAAUCGAGAGCCAUUUGGCCUUUUCCAGUUUCCUUUCCCUUUACAGCUAGUCCGUUCCAUCUACGUAGCAAGCAAUGGCUGCAUGUGAAUUGCACGACUUCAAGCCAUGCCCGCCGGACAGGAAACCGGAUCGCACUAUCGUGAUCAUCGGCAAGACAGGUAACGGCAAAUCCACGCUGGCCAAUAGUAUCGCUGGAAGGUACGAUGGCGACCUAUUCCCGGAGUCGGACUCUCCGAUGAGUGAAACGCUCGGCCGCCCGACGCACAAAGUUCUAGUUUCCUACGGCGGAGAAGAGCUGGCGGUGAAAAUCGUCGAUACCAUCGGGUACGGUGACAAUCGCCUGUCGGAGGAGAAGGUUCUUGUGGCGCUGGCGGAGCUGGCACACGAAUGCGACGACGGAAUUCACCAGCUGCUGUUCGUCACCCGCGGUCGCUUCACCAAGGAGGAGCAGGACACGAUCGACAAGAUGAUCAACGUCAUUUUCCAGCCGGACGUGGCACAGUUCUCCACGCUGGUGCGCACAGCAACACCAGCCAAGGAUCUGGCCCCGGCCGUGAUCGACCAGAAGACGGCCGACUACUGGCGGCAACUGAUCGAGAUCGAUCCACGGCUGCGGAGGAUACCGACCUUCCUCAUGGUGAGCAACCCGGAUGGCGGCGACGAAAGCAGCAUCGAAAUGCGCAGAAAGACGCGCGAACGCCUCAUGGAACACAUUGUUCUCCACUACAGAAAGAAGUAUAUUCCGCCGCUUUUCCCCGACAUCCAGGCCAGAAUAGGCAAGGAAAUGGAGGCCAAGAACGCACUGCAGGAUGAAGUCGAUGAGCUGAAACGCCAGCUGGAGACCUCGGCGAUCAGCCAGAAAGAGUUCAUGGAGAAGCAAGGCGAGAUCUUCAAGGAGAUGAUGCGCGUCAACCAGGAGCUUGUUAAGAAGAUGGAGUCGAUGAAACGUGGCGGAGGCAUGUGUACCAUACUGUAGGCAGUGUGUGCCUUUAAAAGUGCUCACUGAUAUUGAUUGCCAAACAUUGGACCACAUGUGUCAUACCUGAUGAGAGAAGAUCUUGGGUUUUGGAACUUUUUUGGGGUCUUAGAACAAUGCUGCUCCAUCCUUCUUCUUUUUUUCAAUUAGUUCGCAGUUAAGAAAUACCCCGCAGUUGAUCUGUUUUCCCUGGCUCACUUCCAUGCAUCCACUGUACAUAGGUCAUGCCUUGACCACCCAUUGCUAGUCUUUUUCUCAGAAUAGCCAAACCCGGCUGCAGUGAGCGGCAUAGCCCGUACGAGUGAUAUCCUGAUGGCUGUGCGUGUGCAUAUUUACGCUACUAGAUCUGUUUUUCAUCCACCGCCGCACCAUGACUGCCCUCUCCAGCCGACCUCUAUGCGUGUCCACAGCACACCGUCACGGCAUCAGCCAAGCGACACAUCCGUUGGUGCUGAAUUCAGGUCCGUAUCAACAGAUUUGUGGCUUUGCUGGUGGUGUGCUGUGGCAACGUAUGGAGGUCGGCUGGAGAGCGCAGUGUUGGUGCGGUGGACGAUGGCAAAUCUGUACAGGGCCGAAUGCUGCUGCUUACACCUUUGUUUACUACAUUUGUUAAUCCCCAAAUUUUACCUGAUUUUACCUGCGUUGCUCUGUGUCGGUGUUUUAUAACAACGUCAUCUGUGUUGAGCACUCUAAACGACGUCCACUGA
Molecule: messenger RNA, 1933 nt
Organism: Sycon ciliatum
Lineage: Eukaryota; Metazoa; Porifera; Calcarea; Leucosolenida; Sycettidae
Exons: 1
Coding region: 324-1226 (300 amino acids)
Molecular function (GO): GTP binding
Source: RefSeq, a predicted model, not a curated record